Drosophila guanche is the source of this 485-nucleotide messenger RNA. RefSeq lists its product as uncharacterized. Bases 36 to 485 code for a protein of 149 amino acids. The record is from RefSeq and is a predicted model, not a curated record. NCBI's taxonomy places the organism in Eukaryota, Metazoa, Arthropoda, Insecta, Diptera, Drosophilidae. The transcript is spliced from 2 exons.
UCUUUGGUUUAGUUCUGAGACUGCUACUUGGGAGCAUGUGGUGUUUGCUGUUGAUCUUUCUGCCUCUGCUGGAGUCGGGCCUCAGUCAGCCCCUGUCGAUACUCUUCUCCACUGGCUUUGGCAGAAGUUUGGAACUCAAUCCGGACACCGAAGACUUUCUCCUCAUUGCGGAUCCCGCCAAGGGCUACUCCGCGAACGAUUUCUUUGGGGAUGUGCAGAAGUUCUUCAUUGGCGUCCAUCAGUUUGUCCAGCAUCCCUCGUCCUCGCUGAACAGUGCGCUCAAUCAGCUGCAGAGCAAUGCCAAGAAGAACCACAACAAGAAGCAAAAGCCCGCCAUAUUCGGCGGCCAGAAAGUGGUGCUCGAUCCCUUUGGCAGUUUUUUCUUCAGUCUGGGACUGUCCGGCAACUUCCAGCUCACAAACAGCAUUGGCUUCACGCGUGGCUACGCUCGCUGGCAGCUGGCAGACACGCAAAACUAUAAAUAA